CUCUCUCUCUCUCUCUCUCUCUCUCUCUCUCUCUCCCCUCUCUCUCCCCCUCCCUCCCUCCCUCUCUCCUAGUGUAGUUGCUCCAAAGUGUUGUAACUGACUGAUUCAUUUUUAAGCCUUUCUUUGUGCUUGUAUGUGUGACUAACUCAAUAUUCUGCUUAGGCUUAUGCCAUAGCUAAAAUCAAGCAUCGUGUUUUUGAAAUGUUAUUCAGGAUAUGUCAGAUUUGUCAAUACAUGUCCUGUAUUUUUCUUUUAGUUGUCGAUGCAAGUGAGGUGCUAAUAUUCAUUCGAAUCUUUCUAGUAUGAGUCGUUAAAAGCGGGUUUACAUCACUGGAUACAUCUAUUUGUUCCUUUCUCUCAUUGCUAAAUUGCUUAAUUCUGCUUCACCUUCAGAUUAUAUGUAUAUGUAAGAUAUAUACAUCUCUGCUCUACUUGUUUAGCUAGUACUUAAAUUAGGAAACUUAAAUCUGCUCCCGACAUCGUGACUCAAAGUGCUUGAACUAUAGAUUAAGGGUACAUGGUAUCAGAAAAGUGACUGCAAAUUCUAUGUUCAUGAUAUAGGAUAGUGUGUCUGAAGUAAUUUUUCUGUUUAUCUUAGUCUUGUACUUGGGUCACAAGUCUGAUAUUGUUAAUACUUUUAUUUGGAUGGCGGUAGAGGUAUAGUGUAGGCUGAUAGUUUGCAUUUAACUUAUUGUAGUUUAUGAACACGCAGCACUGUAUGAGCUAAAAGAUCUGCAUUGCAUUAGGUGGGACGGCGUGGUGCAGGAUAAUGCAGUAUUACAAUAAGUUUGAUUGAAUUUAAAUCCUACUAACUCGACCUGAAUGAUUAAGUAUUUAACUUAUGACUAGUAUUAAAGAUAUGUAAAGUUGUUUUCAAGUUAACAAACCCCGAGUAAAAAAAAUUUGGACUCGCAAGAAGCAUGAGUCAAAUAAUUUAAACUCAAACUGGAUCUAAUAAAUUAAUUAAAAUUCGACUACGAGUUAAGUAUAAUCAAGUUAAUACUUUAUACUGUCAACAGAACUUUACUCAUUAGCGCAUGUACUCCACACAAACUCAAAUCUGCGGGAGUCACUGAGUCUGAGAGUGUCUUGAUUCAAAUGUCUUAUUUUUAUUUAUAUUAUAUUGAAGCUGAAUAUACUCUAUAUUGAACUUUUGGACACUGUAAUAAAGCAAGUACUGUAACUGCUUGCGCCUUUUAAUAUCGUAGUUGCAUUAUGACUUUGUCAAUAUUGUACUGCGUUCUGCUACUUCCUUAAGGGCACAUGGAGGAUUAAAGUUUUGAUUAUGCUUUCAUCCAAUAUUCAGCAAAAACCAUUAAGUCUUUUAUUAUAUUUGGGUUUCUCCUUUUCUUUAGUGUAGGAUACACGUUUCUUAACAUUGGGGAGCUUUAGACUGGAGACAGAAUAUGCCAGCACUUAUGAUUUUUGCUGAAGCCAACAACUCAACAAGUUGAAAUAUUAAGUAAAACCAAAAUCGUGAAAUCAUUAUAACUGUAAUAAUUCUAGUGCAGCAUAUACAGUGACCAACACUGUAUACCUACAUCAUAAAAAGGAGUAUACCCUCUCCUGCCUUAAACCUCAAAUAAAGACACGAAGAGCUGUAUAAUUAUGGAGAUAGAUUCAACAUAUAUAUCAACAACCAUAGCAAUUAGCGAUUUAAAUUUUUAAUUGGCAAUCUAUUAAAAUAGCACAUAACUUUACAAGUAAAAGUGUAGGAUUCAACAUUUUUAGCAAUUAGCAUUGUGAAUUACACACUGGCCAGCAAAAUUGUACCUAAGAGGCUUACCUGCACAAGAUUUACAUAUGCUAAAAAUUAGCUUAGAUAACAAUAACUAGCACUAGCAGUAUAAUUUAUGUCCUAACUAUCAAUAAUCAACCCAACUUCAGUAGUAAUACUGCAUCUUGAACAUUCACAUCACUAUAGCAGUGUGAAUUGCUUCUCGUCGUCUAUUGAAAACUGUGUACCUCGUAAAUAUCACCAAAAUGUGUGCGCAUAUCUUAGGGGAGGUUACCUCUCAAAAAGACCCUACCAGAGUGAACCAAUACAGUUUAAUUAGGCACAGAGAAAUACAAAUGAUGAAUUUGAUACAAUUUGAAAUUAAUAUAGAGAAAUGAGAGCACUACUUACAAGUCAAACCCUAGGGUUAGGUUUGGUUGCGAUCUGCACACCUUCUUCAAACAGAUUGAUUUAAAUGUGUAUUAUCGUUCUUACUCCCUCCGUUACAGAUUCUUAUUGUUCUUCCUUCCUUCGUUACAGGAUUGGGUGCGCUGGAAUUAUUACCUUUUAAUGCUUUAAUGAUUUUGGUUUUAGUUUAUAGUUUCAGCUUGUUGACUUCAACCAUACUCAAAAAUUUUAGUGCUGUCUAAAGCUCCCAAUGUUAAGGAACGUGUAACCUACACUAAGGAAAAGGGAAGGGAGGAACCCAAAUAAGAUAAAAGACAGAACGGUGUUUGCUGAAAUUUUCCUAUUGGACGAAAGCAGCAGAUAAUCUAAUAUUUUAUCCUUCGUAUGCCCUUAAUAUUAUGCUUGUUUGCAAGGACUCUGAUCUCAGACUACACACAAGUGCAUUCAUUCCAUCAUAUUUAGUCCUUUAUAACAGUCGCGUGGACCUUAUUUAUUUGCUAAACACUUUUUAGUUCAUUUGGGGAUUACUGAAUAUCACCCUCUCCCUAAGGUUCCCUUGAGAAUUAACUCAAAAAUAGCUUGAAAUUAGUCCACCAAAUUAGUGAAGGUAAUAUAUAUUACAAAAUUGGAAUAAAUAGGCCAAUAUCUGGCAUUAUCAAUCCCUUGAAACAAUUACAGCUUAAUAGUAUAUGUUAGGCUCAUAGUUACAAGGAAACGGGUACGCUACCACGUACCGCGAUCCAAAUCGUUCGUACCCGAAACGCAAACGGAAACGUUCGGGGCCGCGACCUAGAUCGCCGGAAGUGACGACUGGCGAGAACACACUUCAUUCUUGUUCCGAACAAUAGAUCCAUGUUUAUGUCAUAUGAUAAGUAGUUUAUUUUAUCAAUAAAUGUGUACUUUUAUUUGUUAUUCAACAUCUUUUUCUUUAAAAAAAAUUAUAAAUGUAUAAAUUAUCAACUAAAAUUGUAUACUAUAAUGGAAUUUAUAUAUAUGAUUAUAGAAUUCUUUUUAAAAGGACCAGUUGUACCCAUACGUUCCAUCGUACCCGUACGUUCCAUCGUACCGGAUUCACUAAAACUAAUGUUCCGCGUACCCGAUUUCGUUCCCCGUUUCGAAUCGAACCAAGUCUUAUGUAACUAUGGUUAGGCUUUCAUGACCACUUUUCACCAUUUAGCCUAGUUUAUAGAGUUUCUUCUGUUUCUGCUUGCUCAGAACUGCUGAUAUAUUACCAGAUUUUUUGUUUUAAUAUUUGAAUUGAAUUGAAUAGAAGGUAGAAGGUGUGAUGAAUCUUCACUGGACGAGUUAAGCUAAUAUGAGUAAAACCUUGAAGGGAAGAAAGUAAUAUUUUAAUAACUUGGUUCAGUUUCUUUUUUAAUUUUUUGGGAUAAAUUACUUUGUGGUGUUAGUCACGUGAACGUAUUGCAUCCUCUUCAAGUUUUCAUAUCGAUUUUAAUGUAUGGAUGUCAUUAUGGUAACUACCUUCGACUUUAUGGUACUAUCAAGGGCUUUGAUGUUUUUUGUUAUAGUCUCUGAUAUGCAAGGAGAUCUACGAACUUCCACAGAACCAGCAUAUUCUAUUGACAGCGAUGCUGAAAUAGAUGUCUCAAAAGUCAGUGCUUUACUGGUAGCCACAGUUCAGGAAGCAAAAGACAGAAUUUCUGAAGUAGAGCAUAUGUUCUGCUCUCAGCUUUUUCCAGAUUAUCAGGCAAAAUCUAUAAACUUGCAUAAGGUUUACUUAGAGGCAAGAAAAGAUGCGGAAGCAUCGAAUAAGAGGGAGAGAGAUCUCUUACUAGAAAUAGAAAAGCUCCAGCUUGAAAAGCAACAGGCCUUUAAAGAAAGCCAGUCUUUGAAGUUGGUGAAUGCGGGGUUUGAGAGAUUUGUUCGGGCAUCAAAGUGUAUUCUAGAUCUUCGAAAGAAUUUGAAAAAAGUGAAUGCAAAGUUGGGGGGUGGAAAAGAACACCAGGGUUUACUACAGUAUCUUAAAUUGAAUGCAGAUGUCGUACUUAAUAAUGACAAUGCAUUACAGGAACUUGAAGAGAAAAUCAUGCUUAUACAGGAUUCAAGUUGUUUAGAUACUGAAGCGGAGAAACAACAGGAUCUUCAUACAAAUCAUAAGAAAGUAGACAGAGAAAUGGAAAUGGAAAUGGGGAAGGAGCUACUCCAUCUGGUCCAGUCAAAUGUGAUGCUGGUUCUAGAAAAGGAAAGCCUACAUAGAGAACAUGAAGAAAAGACAACAGUACUACAGGGGAAAAUCGGUAAUCUAGAAAAAAAGGUUAAUGAGCUUGAAAUGGAGCUCAGAUCAAAAUCCAAACAAUCUGACAAGGAAAACCAGUCCUAUGAAUAUCUCCUAAAAAGGAUAAACUCGGAGGUUAAGAAUAAUGAGCAACUGUUGAGAGAUAAUGGGAAGGAGAAACGGCUACUUACAGCCAAACUAGAAAGCUUAGCUGGCACUGUAGAGGAGUUGCAAAAAGAGCUAAGACAGAAAGAGAAAGAAGUGGAAGACAGCAGAAAUUUACAAGAAGAGUUGCGCCAACAAAUUGAUCUAAAUGGUUUGGAAAUGUUAAAGUCUGAACAGGAACUGGAAGGGCUUCAUAAAGAGAGAAGCCUGCAUAUGGCCAAGCUUAAAGUUUUUGAGGAAAAAGUUGAUCAACUUCAAUUAGAGCUUAGAGAGAGAAGCAUGGAGUCUGCUGAAGGAAUAGAGUUGCAUGGGAAAUUACUUAAGCAGAUUGAAAGCAAAGAUUGUGAGUUGUUGUCUGAAAAGAAGAAAAGGAAAAAUGUCGUUGAUUCUUACAAGAGGCUGAAAUCCCAGUACAACUUCCUCUGCGCUAGAAAUGGUCUAACGCCAGAGAAUAUGCUUACCCCAAACAAAAAAGAAGAUGAAACAGUUUCAGUGAGGCACAGUCCGGAUCCAUUAACUUCACCAGGCAGUGGGGAUAAAGUUUUAAAAUCUCCAGUUGUUAAUUCUGAAUUGACCAGGCAGCAGGAUAACCAAGAGAAUUUAAAAGAUAACCAAGGAGUAGUACCACUUAAAAGCUUAAACUCUGACUUGCCAUGUAGCUCCAGUCCUCUAAGUAGACUACCGGGCUGGACAAAUGCAAAUGCUAGACCAUUAUCUGGUAUGAAGCGCCCAGGUUCAUAUUGGAGAGAAACCAGGUCUCAUCAGAAUCGAGGUGGUCCCGAUCCGCAUGAUGAUUUUCUUAAUACUCCCUUGGAAAACAUCAGGGGAAAUAUGAAAAAACCCACCAAGGAAGAACAUGAUGUCCAAAAUCCAGCUUCGAAGGAUAUGAUAUCUCAUAGUUCAGAUGAUGAAACACAGAACUUGAAUGUCGAUCCUGACCCUGCUCCACAGAAGCAGCAAAUUCUACCUUUAAGGGCUGGAACGAAAGGUUUUAAGUAUGUGGAACCAGUAAGAAAGAAAGCUGAUAGGGAGAAUUUAAAAGGCAUUGAAUGCAAGCAGUGCAAGAAGUUCUAUGAUGCAGUUCUUCCGGAUGGCGGGGGAAAGGAUAGUGAUAAACAAAAUUUACGUUGUGAACAUCAUGAAGGAGUUUCAAGGCACCGCUAUAGGUAUGCACCUCCCUCAACUCCUGAAGGGUUUUGGAAUAUUGGAUUUGAAUCUGAAAUGUAGAGCCCUUGCAUCGUGAUGGUUCUUCGAUAAGAGCAAUUUAACUUGUAAAUCCAAUUCUUUGGCUUACUAGAAAUUUUAGUUUAAAAACUUUGUUUGUCAAAUUUGCAAUGCUGUUGGAUGAUAAGCAAGUUGUGGAAAACAUAGCUACAGAGAAAGCAAAAGAUGUUUUACUACUAACUAAUGUUGGGAGUUGCACUUGCAAACUUCUGAAUAUCAGGUACAAGGAUAGUGGACAGAUAGAAUCUGCUUUUGUUGGUAUAUAUAUGGGGCCAAA
This is a messenger RNA of Daucus carota subsp. sativus, 6027 nucleotides long. Its product is annotated as protein gamma response 1. Gene Ontology annotation, molecular function: damaged DNA binding. Bases 3585 to 5753 code for a protein of 722 amino acids. The transcript is spliced from 2 exons. Gene Ontology annotation, biological process: DNA repair; DNA double-strand break processing involved in repair via single-strand annealing. The record is from RefSeq and is a predicted model, not a curated record. NCBI's taxonomy places the organism in Eukaryota, Viridiplantae, Streptophyta, Magnoliopsida, Apiales, Apiaceae.